ACUGGCAGUCCUGCCUGUCAGGUACUGCAUUUUUUACAGAUAUAAAGCAGGGAAGGAAAAACAUGUUUUACCCAACAUGUCAAUGUCACUGAAUACAUUAAGGAUAUAGAAUAGAUUUUCCUGCCCAAACAUACCAUGUGGCCUUAAACAGCUAUGGUUCCUUUGAGAAUAACUGGGAACAAUUCCUGUUCAACUAAAGUGAAAACUCCCAUAAAUGACAUUCCAAUAUUAUGAGGGGGAAAAAAAAAUCAAGUGGCUUAACCACUUGUGCACCAUGCAAAGACUGACUUUGUUUUGCUAAGAGAGCUCCUCUCUAAGGUGGAAAAGGCAAGCCUCCCAAGGACAACUCUCUCUUUCCCUGUUUUCUACUGUUAUCUAUUUAAUUUUGUUUCAUAAAAUACGCCACUUACCCUCAUAACUUCCCAAGAGUCUGAACAACUAAUGAGAUCCAUUGCACAGAAGAGAAAGCAAGGUAAGCAAGCUUCUUUCUCAGGUAUGUAAUGGAGAGAGCCUCACCAGACCUCUAAUCUUUUUAGGCCACUGUCCAUUUCCACUGGUCCUCAUGGUGCUUUCAUGUGUAAACUUAAUGUUAGUAGAAAGUAUUGGUCACGGUAACUUUAAUGUCCCUCUAAGCUAGAUACUAUACUAACACUGGCACACCUGGCUUUCACCCUUAGCACCUUGGAAAUUUUCUUCUUCCAAAGCUUUGAAGGUGUGCCAUAGGCCCUUCACUUGUUUAAAUCCUGGGCCUCUCAGCAGAAUGCUGCGAAGAUAGCCACAACUCAAGUCACUCUGCCUGGAUGCCCCCUGUCAAACGAGGUCCUGAAAUUCUGCACUUUCAGCAAGUAUCCAAGUGACAAAUGCUGCUAGUCCCCAGAUGACACUGAGUACUAAGAGAAAUGCUCACAACCACAUUGGAGGAGUCACAGCGACACCUGGUUCAUGGAGGCAAUGAGUACAAAUACACUGAGCAGCUCUGCAGCAGUGGCACCAGCCUCAGGAAUGUCCCCUGAGCCUUGAACCUGAGGAACCACAUCUGAGAACACCCUGCCUAUGUCUGCAGAGUCAGCUUGGAUUCCUCAUGUUAUUCAGGGAUGGAGAGUCUUCGGCAGGAUUAACUGUGUUACCACCAGCUGAUGAGAUGGCAUCUUUGCAAAGGAAGGGGCUGCCAGCAAGGAUCCUCAGCUCUGAAGAAGAGGAGAAACUGAAAAGGGACCAAACUUUAGUGUCUGAUUUUAAACAACAAAAACUGGAGAAAGAGGCUCAGAAGAACUGGGAUCUUUUUUACAAAAGAAAUAGUACUAAUUUCUUCAAAGACAGACACUGGACCACCAGAGAGUUUGAGGAGCUCAGAUCAUGUAGGGAGUUUGAAGAUCAAAAAUUGACUAUACUUGAAGCUGGCUGUGGGGUUGGGAACUGUCUAUUCCCACUUUUAGAAGAUCUGAAUAUCUUUGCUUAUGCCUGUGACUUUUCUCCAAGAGCAGUUGAAUAUGUCCAGCAAAAUCCUUUAUAUGACACAGAAAGAUGCAAGGUAUUCCAGUGCGAUCUAACUAAAGAUGACCUUAUGGAACAUGUGCCCCCCGAGUCUGUGGAUGUUGUCCUGUUGAUAUUUGUGCUCUCUGCUGUUCACCCUGAUAAGAUGCACCUUGUCUUACAAAACAUUUACAAGGUAUUGAAACCAGGCAAAAGUGUCCUGUUUCGUGACUAUGGACUAUAUGAUCACGCCAUGCUUAGGUUUAAAGCUGGAAGCAAACUUGGAGAAAACUUUUAUGUUAGACAAGAUGGAACCAGAUCGUAUUUUUUUACUGACGAGUUCCUGGCUCAGCUCUUUACGGACUCGGGUUAUGAAGAAGUGGUGAAUGAGUAUGUGUUUCGUGAGACGGUGAACAAAAAAGAAGGUCUGUGUGUGCCAAGAGUUUUCCUUCAGAGCAAAUUCCGAAAGUCUCCAAAGAGCCCAACUCCUGUGACCCUGGGCCCGGGGCACAGGUCCUGACCUUUCUUUCACAAGGUUGACUUUUAUGCCUCCUCUUGAAGAGGAAUGUUUAAUGUCAUUCUUUUUAUUUUCUAUAUUUUUAUAUCUUAACUUCUUCAAUGAGUAUAUAUACCUUUUGUAUUAAAAAGUAGCGUGUAAAAAAAAC
Molecule: messenger RNA, 2138 nt
Organism: Myotis brandtii (Brandt's bat)
Lineage: Eukaryota; Metazoa; Chordata; Mammalia; Chiroptera; Vespertilionidae
Gene: METTL6
Product: methyltransferase like 6
Exons: 7
Coding region: 1082-1993 (303 amino acids)
Source: RefSeq, a predicted model, not a curated record